Molecule: messenger RNA, 693 nt
Organism: Arabis nemorensis
Lineage: Eukaryota; Viridiplantae; Streptophyta; Magnoliopsida; Brassicales; Brassicaceae
Source: the annotation of a GenBank genome assembly
AUGUUGGAUUUUGAUCAGGCGGAUUCUUCUGGUUCAGAGACGAAGGAUAGGAAGCUUAAGCUUUAUUCUUACUGGAGAAGCUCCUGCGCUCAUCGUGUCCGUAUCGCCCUUACUCUAAAAGGGCUUGAAUAUGAGUAUAUACCAGUGAACUUGAUCAAAGGGGGUCAAUUCGAUCCAGAUUUCAAGGAGAUCAAUCCAAUGGGUACUGUACCAGCUCUUGCUGAUGGAGAUGUUGUCAUUUCUGACUCUUUUGCCAUUAUAAUGUAUCUUGAUGAGAAGUAUCCUGAGCCACCUCUGUUACCUCGCGACCUCCAUAAACGAGCCGUAAAUUACCAGGCGUCGAGUAUUGUCUUGUCUGGCAUACAGCCUCAUCAAAAUCUAGCUGUUAUUAGGUAUAUCGAGGAAAAGAUAAAUACUGAAGAGAAAACUGCUUGGGUUAAUAAUGCUAUCACAAAAGGAUUUACAGCUCUUGAGAAACUGUUGGUGAAUUGCGCUGGAAAAUACGCAACUGGUGAUGAAGUUUGCUUGGCUGAUCUCUUUCUCGCACCACAGAUCAACGGAGCAAUCAACAGAUUCCAGAUUAACAUGGAACCAUACCCGACUCUUACAAAAAUUUACGAGUCAUACAAUGAUCAUCCUGCGUUUCAAAAUGCAGUCCCAGAGAAACAGCCAGAUGCUCCUUCCACCAUCUGA